AUGGACUCACAAUUGCUCGACCUGUACACCAAUGAAAAUGCGACAUUGUUUUUAGUACAUUCAAACUUGGGUUUCUGGUCGGCAACGUCUGACGAAGGAAGAUCAGCGCACGACAGCUUCACUGUGCAAUUGAAUUUCCCGGCGAGCCGCCCGAUAGUGUUGCAUCCGGCAAUCGAAUUCAUGGCAAUUCCUCCCGUCCGCGUAUUCCUCGGACUGCUGAACAUUUUCGUGUGGUACGCUGCCAAUGGAAUGAAUGGUGUCGCAAUGCAGCAGUACGCUGGAAAUUUACGGGAUGCAAACAUGUCGCUACCGCUAGCGGUUGUAGCAGCCUUGUCUGUCACGUAUAUGCAACUUGUCGCUGGGGCUCUCCUCGGUUUUUUCAUUUUGCGCGUCUUCUACGCGGUAAACCUGGGUGCCUUGCUAGAAAGACCAUGGUCUCAUUGGAUGGGAUUUUUGCACGCGGCUGGCUCCGUUUUUACGAACGCUGGAUUCCUCUACGGAUCUGCUUCUUUGGUACAAGUCAUCAAAUUAUUGGAACCUUUCCAGACAUUGCUGUGGGGACGCUUACUGGGGUCGGAAGACACCAAUUCGUUGCAAUACAUAGCUAGUAUGUCCUUGGUGGUGGGUGGGGCUAUUUCGUUGGUGCGUUCGCGACCCAAUCCUCCUCAUCCCGUCGCCGUCCUCAGUGCCAUACUUUCGGGAUGCACGUUGUCCUUACGCAACGUUUUGCAGCGCGGACAGGUGGUGGCUGCGGAAAGUUAUGACGGAGGCAGUAUCGUACAAACAUCGGUUGUCCAGUUCACUCUCCUUUCCUUCUACGCGAGUAUGUGGGCAGUAGCUUUGGCAGCACUGCUUCACGGUUUGUUUGGAAUUCUUGGCUUGGAUGUUUCCGUCAGCGCCUGGUAUGAACAUAUUCAACCGAGUACAAUCUUUUGGCACCCACUGUACAAUAUGACGUCAGUUACGACCUUAGCCUUCUGCUCUGCUUUAACACACUCCCUUUUGAACGCUGGUAAGCGCAUUGCCUCAAUCAUUCUGGCUAUUGUUUGGUUUCGAGAAGGCUACAGUUUGGACACCGUAACGGGCCUCGUCGUUGUUUCUAUUGGCGGAUGCUGGUACACUCUGGACCGCAAGAAGGGCAAUGGAACGAAACACAAAUCGGCUCCGCUGCAGGAAUCGCUUGUCAAAAUUAUAGCUGCCGUCGCGAUUCUGGUACUGCUGUACAUUCUGCCACUAGCGGCCACUAUUUUCGACAGUAUGAGCAUUCCAGUGGAGACACCUGUGGAAGGAUGA
Phaeodactylum tricornutum CCAP 1055/1 is the source of this 1293-nucleotide messenger RNA. RefSeq lists its product with no specific name. Lineage: Eukaryota; Bacillariophyta; Bacillariophyceae; Surirellales; Neidiaceae. Bases 1 to 1293 code for a protein of 430 amino acids. Gene Ontology annotation, molecular function: antiporter activity. The transcript has 3 exons. The record is from RefSeq and is a predicted model, not a curated record. Gene Ontology annotation, biological process: UDP-glucose transmembrane transport. Gene Ontology annotation, cellular component: Golgi apparatus; cis-Golgi network; endoplasmic reticulum-Golgi intermediate compartment.